Molecule: messenger RNA, 3993 nt
Organism: Schistocerca cancellata (South American locust)
Lineage: Eukaryota; Metazoa; Arthropoda; Insecta; Orthoptera; Acrididae
Exons: 5
Coding region: 218-2149 (643 amino acids)
Source: RefSeq, a predicted model, not a curated record
CUCUGCGCGGAAGGCUGCGGUCAAGUUCGGUAAUGGUGCUCGGGGACUAAGGCUCGUGCUCGCGCUGCUUCUGUCGUGUAACGUUUUUGAUCGACUUUUCACGAGUGACACACAUUCCACCGCAGUCGUGAAACGUCCAUAGUUUAGUGCAGAGAAGAGAAGUAAAAUUCAUCGGUGUUGUUUACAAGAACCGCACUAGCGAUCGCCGAGUUACGCAAUGGCCAGCUCAAGGUGCAGCUGGGCCAUGGGGCCGAGCGUGCGCGCCACUCUGGUUGUGGUGUCGCUGGGUGCCCUCACCGUCCUCUACCACAUCGCCUCUGUGGGACAGACGGGGCCGCCAGACUUCUUCCAGGUGCGCAAAAUAUCCGGUGGCGAGUACCUGGUGUCGAGCCCCAGCUGCCGCAUCCCGGACAUGCCGGCGCGCCACCCGUCCAUUAAGGGGCUGCUGAAGUCGGUGGGGCCGAUCGUGUGCUCGCGCCGGCCGCCGCCCAGCUACGUGGAGCGGCUGUCCACGGGGGCGCACGUGCUGCGGCUCGAGGACAAAGCGGCGCACUGCUGCUACCACAACAUCACCAGGCCCGCCGACCUCGACAUCGUCAAGACACCCGAUGAACUCUACAACCUCUCAGAGUGCAAACCCAUCGAGAACGGGGAGGCACGGUUGCUGCCUGAGGAGGAGUUCCUGCUGGUGAAGUGCGGCAAGGUGAUGGUGAACGCGCACGUCGUGGUCGCCGAGACGGAAGCUGUGCGCAGGCGCGUGGACGCGCAGCAGGAGCAGGCUGCCCCGGGCCUCAGCGUGCUGCUGCUCGGCAUAGACUCCAUGUCGCGGCUCAGCCUCUUCCGCACCAUGCCGCACACGGUCGAGCUGCUGCAGCGCCGUGGCUGGGUCGAGUACAAAGGCUACAACAAGGUGGGAGACAACACAUUUCCAAAUCUGAUAGCUCUUCUGACUGGGCUGAGCUACGAAAAGGUCAAGAAAGUCUGUUGCAAGACAAAGGAAACACCAAUGGAUGACAUCCCUCUUAUCUGGAAGGAUUUUCAUCAACAAGGAUACAUAACUGCGUACGCUGAAGAUGAAGUAUUUAUUAGCACAUUCAACUACCAGAAAGGUGGCUUCAAGCAUCAACCUACAGACUACUAUCUUCGACCCUUUUUCCUUGCCACAAACAAGAAACUGAAAUCUAAAUCUACUGAUCAGUCAGCUACAUGUGCCGGGUCACUUUCUGUUUCAGAACACAUUCUUAGGUAUGCAGUAGAUUUUGCAACUGUUUUUCAGAAUGCCUCAUAUUUUGCACUCUUUUGGGUGAACAAUUUUAGUCAUGAUAACCUCAACACCCCUAGUGCUAUGGACAUUAAAAUCAUGUACCUCCUUCAAGAGCUGACAGACAGUGGUGUUCUGAACAAUACACUCGUACUUUUUUUCAGUGAUCACGGAAUGCGCUUUGGGAAGAUACGAGAAACGGUUGUUGGUUGGUUUGAGGACAGACUUCCCUUCCUGUAUUUCUGGAUACCUCCUUGGUUUAGGAGUAAUUACCCUGAUGCCUAUAAGAAUAUUGUCACAAAUAGCAACAGACUAACAUCACCUUUUGAUGUUCAUGCGACUCUGAGGGACGUACUUGAAAGGGCAGGAAGGACAGACAGUGAAAUGAGUGUCAAAAAUGCAAGUCUCGAAUGCCCAACGUGUAACAGUCUCUUCAGGGAAAUUCCCUAUGAUAGGAAAUGUAAGGAUGCAGGUAUUCAGCCUCACUGGUGUGCGUGCACGGAGUACAGGACGGUGUCUACCAAAGACACUACCAUGCAGGCUUGUGCAAAAUAUGCACUUUCUGAGCUGCAGUCUAUGUUAGAUGCUGCAAACAAGGAGAGAAAAGUGAAACUUUGUGCUGAUUUGAAGUUGAAACGAGUAGUUGAAGGGAAAAGCAAUGAUCUAGAUGUUAAAGCAGAAAAGGAUCAUGUGGACUACGUAGUUGUGUUUCAGACUACACCUGGUGAUGGACUGUUUGAAGCAACUGUCAGACACUUCCACAAAGAUCCAGCAUCUUUCAGUCUCACAGGACAAAUUAGCAGGCUAAAUAUUUAUGCCAAUCAAAGCAGGUGCAUUUCAGAUGCUCAUCUGAAGCUUUACUGUUACUGUCUAGAUAAAAAAGUGUGAUUCACAAAAUUUCCAAGAAAUGACUAUUGCUUGUGCGUCAAUGAGAGUUACCAGGUAGCUCAAAUGUGGUUCCAUUCUGUAGCAUCUAUAUGUUCGUGAAACAAUGAAAUGUCAUGUUGUAAUGACAGUAAGAUAAAUUAUUUUGCAGACAAGAAUUUUUAUGAUUUUUUUUUCCUUUUACCAUGGCUGUGAAGCUAAAUUUUAUAUAGAAACUGUUCAGUGGCUGCUCUUUAAGAUUGUGACUGAAGUAGUUGCAAUGAAAGCAGUUAUCUAGUUGGUAUUACUUUUUAUGUUGUGUUUAAAAGUACUUCUCAUACUUUCAAGGACUAUGUAUUACAUCCUGUUAAUAUGAACUUACCUUUUCUGUGUGGUUAUUUUUUCUGGUUACUGAAGUGAUGUCUAUGGUUGUUCAUAGAGUUCAGGAAAUCAUAGUUCCUGCAAGUGCAUGAGGACAGUACAAAUGUGUUAAAUGUGUUCCAAGGCCAAAUAGAUGGUGCUCAUUGUACUGGUUGCAGACUGUCUAAUGAGAAAUGUUACUGUUGUGUUUCCCUUUUCUUUCAGCAUGCCAGCUGGUAUGGAGUGCUGAAUUUUCAGAACAGGAAAUUUCUUGAGCACUGAAUAUUUUGUAUUUUCUUCAUUAUAAAACUUCAUUCACUUGUUACUUUGCAAUGUAUGAUUAUCACACAUGUACAGGUCUUAGACGGAGUACACCACAGUUCUAAAAAUGUACCCUACUCUGCUUCAGUGAAGAAUCCCAAAGUAUGACAGCUGUAAGCUGCCAGAAGACAAACUGUAAGGGAAAUAUAGGAUGUAAUAUAAAUGAUGAAGAUAAGAAAGAUAGCCAUUGUACUCAAGUAUUAUUUUGCAGAUAACUCCCCCCCACACACACAACCAUUUUCAAUAGGCAAAAGAUAAAGAGCAUUCCCUCAGCUGAAAAAGAGGUGUGGGUGGUGGGUGGUGGGUGGUAGUUAGUUGAAGGAGGGCAGAGUAAAAGGCAAUAGAAAAAUUUUUUGGAUCACAAUAAACAAGAGAGAUGAAGAAACGGGAAAAGAUAAUGAGAUUUGAGGCAAAAAAUGUAGCUAAUGCAGGGGACAAAGGGGUAUUUGGAGCUAAUGUGGAGGUUUAGGAGGGGGACCUGGGGACAGGGUAGAUGAAGGAUUAGGACUGGGAUAAAAGAUACAAAAGGGCGUAGGGCAACAAUAAUGACAGACAGGGAAUAGAGGAAAGUGAAUACAGAGAUUAGCAGAGACGGAGACCAGGAGGGUUGUGCAACUAAAGGAUACACUGGUAUAAAAGUUUCCUGAACACUUCAGAGAAGAUGCAGUUCAUUGGAGGCAAGAGGAUGCAUAUAGUAUUAGAGAUGAAGCAGGUGUAGAAAUAAGUCAUUGUUCAGAAGAGCAGCUGGGUGGUCCAGCUUUCCACAUUCUUCUGAGCAGCAACAGGGUAGCCAUUUUACAAAGAAAGUAGUACAGCAACAACAUUGCAGUUGCUGUGUAAAAGAACUGCUUUCAGUAGUGGGAUUCUCUAUUGAGAUACGCUAGUGACAGGACUGGAAUAGAGAACAAUGGACAGUUGCAUGGAUAAUUCUUAAAAGUGUGUUUCUUUCACAGAUGAGACAUAUGGGAGAAGGUGUUUGGAGUGGGAAUCUCAUCAGAACACACUAGGAUAUUCUGUUGGCUGGGGAGAGUAUGUAGGCAACAAUGUGGGACAGAUAUGUUUAAUGUUAGAAAAAGACAAAAGGUAAUUAUGCUGAGACGCAUAUCAUGUUUCAGGCGCUUUUCCUCUGUGAUACUAUUUAAAUGGCGGGAGGGGGGGAGAGGGCAGCCAGCAGUAUGUCCAAACCU